GCACUGCUCCUUUGAAAUGCUGCAACGGCAUUUGAAAGUGGUAGUGAUGUGUUGAUAGAGGUAGCAAGGAGGGGGGGGGGAGCGACUAGUUGACUAUCCUGUCGACUAUUGAUAGGUAAUUGCUUAUCGAAUAGCCAACUAGUCCUUAAUAUCCCUAAUGCUUAUUGCUUAUACUCAGCAGGUUCCCGGAGAAGCAGCUUUGCUGCAGCAGGGCAGCAAAGCCUCCUCCCCAGGAGCUGAGUGGGCAACGGGAGGCUUCGCUGCCGGCUUUGCAGUUUAAAUAGUCUACAUCAUAGGCCACAGAACAAGCUGCCAAGUCUGAGAAAACAAUUGUGGUCUCUGGUAUUCCAGAUAACAUUGUGAAAGAUGAUGUCAUGGCUGACAUACUGAUGAUUCAUUUCCAAAAGUCAAAGAAUAGGGGUGGAGAUGUGCAGGACGUAGUGUAUCCAACAACAGUAAAAGGAGUUGCAUACAUAAUCUUUGAAGAUCUAGAAGUUACAAAGAAUGUUCUCCAGAAAGAUGAACACAGACUAGAGGACAAGAGGCUGGGCAGGUAUUAUCCUCUGAAAAUCUCUCUCUACGGUGAACAUAUCUUCACCUGUGUGUCAUCUGUUCUCAAUCUGUCAAUUUUUGGAGAAAAAUAUGUUUUGGAAGAUCUGGUGCAAGAACUGUGGAAAACUAUCCCAGCUCUCAACUUCAGUCCAUUGCAAUCCAAUGGGCAAAUUUCUGUUCAGGGGUCAUUCUCAGCAAUCAAAUCACUAAAAGACUAUUUGUUAUCGAAAGCAAAUUCCCUUUCAGGAAACAGUAAGAGGGGAGAGAAAAAGCUGGAUCAGCGACCUAACAGUAGGACCCAAAAACAAGGACUCUUUGUGGAGCCAAAUAAUAAAUUUGUCGAUAAUGUAAGCGGGGAAGAACAAGUAGUUGUCCUUGAUACAGAUAUAUACUAUUACAUGAAACAUUUUUUUUACAAGGAAAGUCUGGGAAAAUACAAGGUUGUAAGUCGUGAAGUCACAGACGGUGAGAUCACCACAAUAUAUCUAGAAAAUACCAGAGCUAGUUCUGAUUCGAGAGAAUUAGAAAGAGCCAAAGAGGAAAUUGAAGAAUUAUCUGCAAAACUUCAUUGCAGCUUACGUAAAGAAAGAUUCAACAGCAAUACUAGAUCAGAAAGGCAGAAAUAUAAACAGGCAUGUGAGAGCAUAAAAUCCCAAUUCCCCAAAAUUUUGGUUAUUCCUUAUGAUACUCACAUUGAUGUGAUAGGAAGUUCCUCAGAGACGUAUGAAUUUACCCAAGAAGUGUGUAGAACAGUAAAACGCCACUUUCAGAAGAGAUUUAGGAGGUAGGAGUCAUUUAGGUAAUGUAGGUGAAGAAUAUGAGCUAAGCCUACCUGAGAAUGACAUCUCUUAUAUCAGGGAUGGGCAAAUUUUUUGGCAUAAGAGCCACAUCAGGGUUCUGAAAUUGUAUGGAGUGCUGGAUAGGGAAGGUUAGGCGGAGAUGUCUCCUAUCCAACUCCCUGCCUCCAACUACCACAGACCUCUGCCUCCUAUUUAGCCUCCCCACUUCCCAUCUCCUGACCACCUCCUGGGACCGUUUGCCUCUUAUCCAACUCUCCAUAUUCCCCGCCCCCUUAUUGCACUAUCUGGAGCACCAGGGCAUGUGGCAUUGCAGCUACACUGCCUGGCAGGAACAUCAAUGUUGGUGGCAUGACAAAUUGAGGCUGCAGGGGAGGGGAAGACAGCAGGGGAGAGGUGGAGGGGCUAUCUGUGGUGGCAACAAAGGUACUGCUCUGGUGGCAGCACCUCUUGGGAGACUGGAGAUGUGCUCCCCAACCAGCAACUCCUCUAGGGGGACCCUUAGGCAGAAACUCGGAAGCUGACAGGAGGAUCCUGGGGGCUGGAUGUGACCCACAGGCCAUAGUUUGCCCUCCUAUACCUUAGAUUAGUGUGCAGUCUCCCAAAGGAGGUGGUAGAAGCUCUAGUAAUAGGGUCUUUUCAUAAAGGACAUUUUGCACUUUAUCUUAUAGCCAAGGAUUUCAAAGCACUUUGCAAACUUGAGUUAAUUAGGGUCCAGUCUUGCUCCCAUUAGAACUUUGCCAUUGACUUAAUACAGCAGCCUAAUAGUUUUAAGAGCCUCAUUUUAUCCUUUGUAGCUCCUCUGUCAUUAAAAGAAAAUGCAGACCUCUUUACAUCACUGUGGAUGCCAGUCCUACAAUAUAUAUGUGCACAGGCACUGUCAAAAUACAGGAAGUCACCAAGACAAAAGCCUCAAAAACUCAAUCAAAUAGCAAAUGACCUGUUCAUGUAGGAUUAUGUGGAAGUUAGUUUUCAUGCAGAAUGGACCAGUGUUUCUCAAUCUUUUUUUUUUUUUUUUAUAAAGUAUCCCCUAAAAAAAGAGAGAGAGAGAGAGUACCCCCGGUACCUACAGUUUUCA
This is a messenger RNA of Pelodiscus sinensis (Chinese soft-shelled turtle), 2427 nucleotides long. It is a transcript of the gene RBM43, whose product is annotated as RNA binding motif protein 43. Gene Ontology annotation, molecular function: RNA binding. Lineage: Eukaryota; Metazoa; Chordata; Testudines; Trionychidae. The record is from RefSeq and is a predicted model, not a curated record.